UUUAUGCAGUCAUACACUGUACUAGUACCUCAUAAUGAAGUACUCCUUGUACUCUCAGGAUUCCUCCGAAUCGUUCCACGCUGCCACCAGCCCGAGCCGAGGAGACAUGACUUCUAGGAGAGGCGAUAUGACCUCCAGUCCCGGACGAGACCUGCCCCCCUUUGAGGACGAGUCUGAGGGUCUUCUGGGGGACGGACCCGUCCUCGACGAGGAGGAGGACAGGGACGGAGAGGAGCUGAUCGGAGACGGGAUGGAGAGGGAUUACCGAGCCAUCCCGGCUCUGGACCAGUACGAGGCUGAAGGUCUGGACCUGGAGGACGACGAUCUGUCGGAGCUGUCGCCCGGAGCUCGGGCCGCCGCCGAGGAGGCCAUGAGGAGGAGGGACCGGGAGCAAGGCGGGAGGCUGAGGAGAGGACUGCUCUACGACAGCGAAGACGAGGACGACGAGCGGCCGGCGGCUCGGAGGAGGCGAUUGGCUGAGCGAGCGGCAGAGGGCGUGGCCGACGAAGAGGAGAUGAUCGAGAGCAUCGAGAACCUGGAGGAUAUGAAGGGUCACACGGUGAGGGAGUGGGUCUCCAUGGCCGCUCCUCGGCUGGAGAUCUACAACCGCUUCAAGAACUUUCUGAGGACUCACGUGGACGAAAACGGCCACAACGUGUUCAAGGAGAAGAUCAGUGAUAUGUGCAAAGAGAACAAGGAGAGUCUGGUGGUGAACUACGAGGACCUGGCAGCCAGAGAGCAUGUUCUGGCCUACUUCCUGCCUGAGGCUCCCACGGAGAUGUUGAAGGUCUUCGAUGAAGCCGCUAAAGAGGUGGUUCUGGCCAUGUACCCCAAAUACGACCGCAUCGCCCACGAGAUCCACGUCCGCAUCUGCAACCUGCCAUUAGUGGAGGAGAUCCGCUCCCUCAGGCAGCUGCACCUGAACCAGCUGAUCCGGACCAGCGGCGUGGUGAGCAGCUGCACCGGCGUCCUGCCUCAGCUCGGCAUGGUCAAGUACAACUGUAACAAGUGCAACUUUGUGCUGGGACCCUUCUUCCAGUCCCAGAACCAGGAGGUGAAGCCGGGCUCCUGUCCCGAGUGUCAGUCCCUGGGCCCCUUUGAGAUCAACAUGGAGGAGACCGUGUACCAGAACUACCAGAGGAUCACCAUCCAGGAGAGCCCCGGUAAAGUCGCCGCCGGCCGCCUCCCCCGCUCCAAAGACUCCAUCCUGCUGGCCGACCUGGUGGACCACUGCAAGCCCGGAGACGAGAUCGAGCUGACGGGCAUCUACCACAACAACUACGACGGCUCUCUGAACAUGGCCAACGGCUUCCCCGUGUUCGCCACCGUGAUCUUAGCCAAUCACAUCACCCGCAGAGAUCAGGGCGUCGCCGUGGCCGAGCUGACCGACGAGGAUGUGAAGGCCAUCGUCGCCCUCUCCAAAGACGAGCGCAUCGGGGAGCGGGUGAGGAGGUCUAGGUCCUAAAACACGUUCAGAUCCAAAGCUUC
Anarrhichthys ocellatus (wolf-eel) is the source of this 1488-nucleotide messenger RNA. It is a transcript of the gene mcm2, whose product is annotated as minichromosome maintenance complex component 2. The record is from RefSeq and is a predicted model, not a curated record. The coding region runs from base 35 to 1465 and encodes 476 amino acids. The transcript is spliced from 9 exons. Gene Ontology annotation, cellular component: nucleus; MCM complex. Lineage: Eukaryota; Metazoa; Chordata; Actinopteri; Perciformes; Anarhichadidae. Gene Ontology annotation, biological process: double-strand break repair via break-induced replication; mitotic DNA replication initiation. Gene Ontology annotation, molecular function: single-stranded DNA helicase activity; single-stranded DNA binding; ATP binding.